Penicillium daleae is the source of this 1944-nucleotide messenger RNA. RefSeq names its product acetyl-coenzyme A synthetase. Bases 1 to 1944 code for a protein of 647 amino acids. The transcript has 6 exons. The record is from RefSeq and is a predicted model, not a curated record. Gene Ontology annotation, molecular function: acetyl-CoA synthetase activity; AMP binding. Lineage: Eukaryota; Fungi; Ascomycota; Eurotiomycetes; Eurotiales; Aspergillaceae. Gene Ontology annotation, cellular component: cytosol.
AUGAGCGAGGAUACUAUUUCUGUCCCGGCCCAGUGGCGAGCGCAGCACCCUACAACGCCGCACAUCGUGAGCUUGCUCGAUUACCAUGCACUUUACAACGAAUCAAUUCAAAACCCCUCCGCCUUCUGGUCAAAACAGGCCAAGGAAUUACUUUCUUUUACGCGGGACUUUCAUACCACCAAUACGGGCUCCCUGGAGAAUGGAGACAACGCGUGGUUCGUGGGGGGAGGGCUGAACGCGUGCUUUAACUGUGUGGACCGACACGCAAUCCAAGAUCCGCACCGUGCUGCCAUCAUAUACGAGCCCGACAAUCCCGCCGAUGAAAGCCGAGUCAUUACAUACAGUGAACUGCUUCGACAUGUCUCGCAGCUAGUGGGAUUCCUUCGUGAACGAGGAGUAAGAAAGGGAAACAUCGUUACCAUUUACAUGCCGAUGAUUCCAGAGGCAGUCGUUGCAGUUCUUGCGUGUGCCAGAAUUGGGGCAAUUCAUUCUGUUGUUUUCGCCGGCUUCUCAGCCGAGGCUCUUCGUGAUCGCAUCCAGGAUGCAAAGUCCACUGUCGUGAUUACUACUGAUGAGGGCCGUCGGGGUGGAAAGACCAUCUCGACGAAGCGUGUUGUGGAUGAAGCAGCUCGGGAAUGUCCUGAGAUCACAACAUUGUUAGUCUAUAAGCGAACAGGGGCCGACAUUCCCUGGAUGGCGGGAAGAGACGUCUGGUGGGAUGAGGAGUUGAAGCGUUAUCCCGCGUACACCCCCCGGAAGUCAUGGAUUCAGAGGACUACCUGUUCUUACUUUACACAUCCGGAUCGACUGGAAAGCCGAAAGGACACAGCCGGAUAUCUUCUAGGCGCAGCAGUUACAGGCAAGUACGUUUUUGAUAUCCACCCAGAAGAUCGCUUUUUCUGCAGCGGUGAUAUUGGCUGGAUCACUGGACACACCUACGUGGUUUACGCUCCACUUGCACUAGGUUGCACGACUGUAAUCUUUGAAGGAACACCAACCUAUCCCAGUCACACUCGAUUUUGGGAGAUCAUUCAGAGACAUGCCUGUACACACUUUUACGGCGCUCCAACUGCCUUCCGACUAUUGAAAAGGUCCAUUGAAAAGAAAGACCUCCAGAACAUUGAUAACAGCCAAUUACGUGUACUUGGCUCGGUAGGGGAGCCCAUUGCCCCCGAGAUUUGGAAGUGGUACUAUGAAUUCAUGGGAAAUGAGAAUGCAGCGGUAACCGACACCUAUUGGCAGACAGAGACUGGCUCACACAUCAUUGCUGCCUAUGCAGGGGUUACGCCAAUGAAACCGGGAAGUGCAACUCUGCCAUGCCUCGGUAUUGAUCUUGCCAUCAUUGACCCAGUGAGUGACGAAGAGUUAAAAGGCAAUUUGGUCGAGGGCGUGCUGGCUAUCAAACAGCCAUGGCCUUCGAUGGCACGUACCAUACGUGGAAAUCACGAUCGUUACAUGGACAGUUAUUUCAAUGUCUACAAAGGCUACUACUUCACUGGCGACGGGGCCUUCCGCGAUCAAGACGGGUACUAUUGGAUUCGAGGGAGAGUGGAUGACGUGAUAAAUGUUUCUGGUCACCGGCUCUCGACUUCAGAGAUCGAAAGUGCCCUUAUUGAGCACGCGAGUGUUGCCGAAGCCGCGGUUAUUGGUGUGCCAGAUGAACUGACUGGUCAAGCGAUUAAUGCAAUUGUUUCUCUGAAGAAUAAUCACAUGACCGAGACAAUUGAAAGGGAUUUGGUUGUUCAGAUACGCACGACAAUUGGGCCAUUCGCUGCCCCAAAGAAGGUCUUGGUCGUCCAGGAUCUUCCCAAAACCAGAAGUGGGAAGAUUGUCCGGCGUAUCUUAAGGAAAAUGCUGACUGGUGAAACUGAAUUCGGUGAUACUUCUACGGCAACCGACCCUAGUGUCUUGGGUGAAAUCCUGAAGGUCAUCUCAUGUGUCUAG